This is a messenger RNA of Babesia bovis T2Bo, 2077 nucleotides long. Its product is annotated as LNS2 (Lipin/Ned1/Smp2) family protein. The transcript has a single exon. Gene Ontology annotation, molecular function: phosphatidate phosphatase activity. Bases 167 to 2023 code for a protein of 618 amino acids. The record is from RefSeq and is a predicted model, not a curated record. NCBI's taxonomy places the organism in Eukaryota, Apicomplexa, Aconoidasida, Piroplasmida, Babesiidae.
AUGAUCUGUCUAUUUCCGAGUUUCUUGUGAGCCACACAACUAGUAGCAUCAUUUCGUGAGUUACUGCCUGCUUCAUUAAAAAACAUUGUAAACUUGUGUGUGUAUACAUUCUUCAUUCAUUCAAGUACGCGUAGUUGGAGCUACAGGCUCCGUUUACCGGGCCAUUAUGUGGGAGAAGCUGUAUAGCAGUGUUGUCAACGUCUUGGAUUUCAACCAAGCUACGCUUUCCGGUUGUGUUGAUAUCAUAUGUGUGCGUCACAAGGAGGUGGUCGCUGAUGGCGGGGUUGCGGCAUCUACUUCGUCAUCCAACUCCACAUCGGAGUUAAAGGACAAUGAACGCUGGGUAUACAGGUCCACGCCAUUCCACGUCCGUUUUGGUAAAGCCAAGUUGUUAAAAUCCCGUGAGAAGACUGUGUCCAUCUAUGUCAAUGGAGAAUUGUCGAAUUUAACAAUGAAGCUUGGAGCUGCCGGCGAGGCAUUUUUUGAUGAGGAGACUACUACUGAUGGUGAUGACGGACCUUUGAUAGCUCACCAAUUAAGUGAGAUCUCAGCUUACAGUGAAGGUGAGGAUGUAGGUCAGACGUUGAUGGACUAUGGCUACUAUGCGUGUAGUAACAGUCGCUACAAAAUGCGCACUGAUGUGAAUGAAGUUAGCGUUCCGGCUUCGGCGGAGAAUGCUCACGGUAGCGACGUAGAGUCUGGAAAACUGACUGAUCGCACUACUCCCAAAUCAGAUCGCAGUGCAGCUCCUCCUAGCAAAUACCAGUCGGCAUGCUCCACUCAGGAGGGUGCUCCACCCAGGUUUGAUGACACUCGAUAUUCUCGUGAGGCUUCUAGGGUAUCUGACGACGGAUAUCAGCUUGGUUGGCGUGGUCUAUCGAUGACAGAGGAAUCUGCAUCUGCUGAUCCUGAUGACCAGAUUCUACAAUUCAGUUUAUGUGGUCACUUGUUAACUUCUCAGGACGAAGCUUUGAAUGAGCAGUUUUUUUCUGCAAACAUAGUUGAUUGGGAAAGGUUGAAUUCAGACCCUUCUUUGUGGUAUCAUGCAUCUCUAGUCGCACGAUUUGAUAACCGCCCGCCUUAUUACCCAUCUAAAAUCGCCCUUCCAUUGCUGGCAUCCUGGAUUGUUUUCAAAAGGCCGUUAUCUGGUGAUGCCAUUGCAUCUUUACUACGUACUACGGUGGUUGCUACCAGCAUGUCGCCUGCUCCCUCGUUGCGCAUCGCAUCUCCCGAUAUGCCAAAGAGUAACAUGGCAUCUCUCUUGGCAAGUUCGCAUGGUGUUCGCAGGUACCGUGUUUCUAUCCGACCUACAUCCGAUCAGUUGGCAUCUUUGAACUUGCAGAUGGGUGUCAACAGGAUCACGUUUACAGUUAAUUCAUCACUCCAGGGCACCAAAAGUGUCCAUGCUCGUCUUUAUAUGUGGCCUUCCGACGCUCGUAUUGUAAUAUCGGACGUUGACGGGACGAUAACUAAAUCCGAUGCACUAGGGCACAUCAUGCCUAUCCUGGGAAAGGACUGGUCACACACCGGUGUAGCUGAGUUAUUUACUAAAAUCCGCUCUCAUGGUUAUCACGUUGUAUACCUAACCGCGCGUGCCAUAGGCCAAGCUGACUACACUCGUGAAUAUUUAUUCGGUUUAACACAGAAUAAGAAGUCUAAAUUGCCCCAAGGGCCAUUGUUUCUUUCACCGGAUCGGCUGCUACCAUCAUUCAAGCGUGAGGUCAUCAGCCGCAGUGCAUACAUGUUCAAAAUACCUGCUUUAAGGGACAUUCGCAAUUUAUUUCCCCCUGGGCAUAACCCAUUCUACGCAGGAUUCGGUAAUAACGAAUCGGAUCAUCGGGCAUACGUAUCGGUUGGUGUACCUGAGAACCGUGUAUUUAUAAUCAAUUCAAGUGGUAUAAUCCGUCAUGUAAAUUCCACCGAUGCGCGAACAUAUCAGGGAAUGAGUGACAUUUCUGAGUUGAUGUUUCCACCGUGUCACAAUGAUGUACAAUAUGGAUCCGAUGAUGAACGAGGUGCAUAGGAACUACACUUUAACCCGGGUGAUUCAUUCGCCAAUGUACAACAUAUAUUUGAA